Molecule: messenger RNA, 456 nt
Organism: Cladocopium goreaui
Lineage: Eukaryota; Dinophyceae; Suessiales; Symbiodiniaceae
Source: the annotation of a GenBank genome assembly
AUGACAGUUUUUGGUGACCAUCCUGACCCAUCACCAUGGGGAGUUGUUGAAGGUUAUCACAAGUCACGGUGCCUUUGGGAUGUCAUGCAUGUGCUGCACAUCGGGGUCAUUGGUGACGUUGUGGCAUCAUGCCUUGCAGAACUUUUGAAAGACGGUACCCUUUGCCAGCUCAUGCAUCUACCUCCAGAAGCUUCCCCUGACUUAGUUCUCCUCCGGACUACACUGGCAGCACAGCAGUGGGCCAAAGAAAGAAAGUUAGACUUGAGCAUCAAACCCUUGACACUGGCUUCGCUGAAUUUGGGUGAUGGCUGCAAGUAUCCCGAGCUGGAUUCACAGAUCAAGGCUGCAAGAACACGAGUUCUUUUCGAGUUCACAACGAAAACCUCCUGGACGAGACUGCUGACCCAGAAGCAGUAUUUCAUGCCCAAGUCCGUGCAUGUAUGUGCUUUUCACUGA